ACACCUUGUGUUAUGGAGUAUCACACAAGACAGCAGGAACAAAAACAGUGGCCCAAGUGUCCAGGUUACAGGCUGCACAGGACACAGGACUAAUUUGAGACCACUGACCAACGCACUAAACAUAUAAUGGUCUUCAUAUCAGAUGCCAUUAUUUCUGAGCAGUCUCCCAUAACGACAGUUAGUCUCUGAAGGCUUUCCCAGUGUGACCUACUUAACCAUUUUAUGUCCAGUAUCUCUUCAGCAUGAGCCAACAUCACUGGUGACGUCAAUGACCCCUCUCCUGACACCCCAGAUGGGUGGGCGCGGUUACGCACCGGCGCGUGCAGCCACAGACGCGGAGAUUCCGUGCACCUGAGCUCAGAGGAGGGCAUAUAAAGUCACGGCGGUGAAGAAGCCAAACUUCACAGCGUCGGUCCAUCACCUCGCCACACGCAGCCCCGCACGCAGCCAUGCACGUGAAUGCGCCUGAGUCGUGCAAUCUCUUGCUCUUAUUCUGCUUCCUGCUGAGGAAUUCUCUGGCUUUAAAGAACGACGCGACGGAAAUGCUCUACUCGCACGUGGCAGAUCCCGUGGAAGACGCGCCGGGCAACGCGUCGUUGAAUCGCGCGCGAAGCGGCGGCAGGGGUUUAGAGAGCGCGCCGCCGGAGAGACGCGACCGAGACCUAGUGGGCUGCAGGGAAUUGCGCUCCACCAAGUACAUUUCAGACGGCCAGUGCACGAGCAUCAGCCCCGUGAAGGAGCUGGUGUGUGCGGGCGAGUGCCUGCCAGCUCUGCUGCUGCCCAAUUGGAUCGGGGGCCACGGGCGAAGGGCGUGGGGCCGGGCGGGCGGGCCAGACUGGCGCUGCGUCAACGACAAGACGCGUACGCAGCGCAUCCGUCUGCAGUGCCAGGACGGCAGCAGCCGGACCUACAAGAUUGCCGUGGUGACCGGCUGCAAGUGCAAGCGCUACCUGAGGCAGCACAACGAGUCGGCGAACAAGCCAGAGGCAACGGCCCUGCCUCGGCGGAGUCACAAGGCCAAGGCCAAGCAGAGGCACCGGAGCAGCAAGGUGAAUGGGAACUGGCAUGAGUCUGAGUCCUGAGAUUCCGGACUUGGAAUGACGGAGAUGCUGGAUUACAUGUGAACAAAAGACAUAAGACAGAAUUGAUAACACAUGGGGGGCGGGGGUUGCGCUGUGUCUCUGAGGGUGUAAUGAAUGUCUUCAACAAGCUCUCAUAGGAUCUAAUCUUAUGCCAUCCAUAAUAAUCCACAAUGCCGGAGUUCCGCAUUUGAAUAUAUCUGAAAUAUUAACUGACCAUGAACAUCUCUCUGUGAGAAACCGUAUCACUGGCCAUGUGCAGUAUAUUGUAUUGACAAUUAGAUAAAGCUGAAUGUCUCAAGUUUGGGAAUGGUAAAGUUAUGUGUAAAUACAGUCUGACUGUGUAUGUAAAUAAACAACAUGGAUGUAUUCAUAUGCAA
Molecule: messenger RNA, 1459 nt
Organism: Electrophorus electricus (electric eel)
Lineage: Eukaryota; Metazoa; Chordata; Actinopteri; Gymnotiformes; Gymnotidae
Gene: sostdc1a
Product: sclerostin domain containing 1a
Biological process (GO): negative regulation of Wnt signaling pathway; negative regulation of BMP signaling pathway
Molecular function (GO): BMP binding
Source: RefSeq, a predicted model, not a curated record